ACAUAGCUGAUUUCCUGACUCUCAUUCUACACCACCAUGGUAUGGCUACCUGCUCAACCUGUGGUCAUUGUUUCAUUUCGGUCUUGGGUCGUCGUCGCAUCCGCUUUCACGCCGCGACGCCGCCCUAUAUACAUGUGCAACCAUCCAUGUCUCCAUUUGCUUCACCACACAGAGCGAGCAUCAUGAGCCCAUGGCUAAAUCUUCCCCCGCCCCUGGCCUCCUCGUCCAAUCACAAAGAUUGGCAGGUUGCAUCGUAUGCUAAAAGAAAUCCAUCCCAUGCGCUGUUUGAUAUCAAGGCACCCAAAAACACCGGCAGAAACGACACGCCUCCCGCACUAUCAUCAUCCGUUAGGACAUAAUGAUGCCUC
Molecule: messenger RNA, 368 nt
Organism: Periconia digitata
Lineage: Eukaryota; Fungi; Ascomycota; Dothideomycetes; Pleosporales; Periconiaceae
Source: the annotation of a GenBank genome assembly